AUGCAAGGCUCUUUUUAAGUGAAGGAAACUCUAGCUGACAUCUUUGAUUAAGUAAAAGAUGUAGAUAUACGAAACUUUGGGGCAAUAUUAGAAAUAUUAAGGAAGGAAAAAGCUUAAGACGGUAUUGGUUUUCUAUCAGACAUUUGGAAUCAGAGAAAGUUAGAAUCAUAAAUUUUAUAACAAGUAGGAAAUUUAGCCCAAGCUGAUACAGAAUAGUAAUUGUCUGUUGUUAGAAAUGAAAUCAAAUAAAUCACAGAAGUCUUAAGAAAAUUAAAAGACCAUGACUUCAAUAAGAUUGACUAUUCUUUUGAAGAAAAUGAAGAAUCCACUUAAAGUUUAAUUAAUAGUAUCAAGGAUUAUAGAUAGAUAUUUGAAUUUCUUUAAUUUUUAGUUCACCUCACAUCCAUUGAUGAAACUUUGAUAUAAGUUGGGUCUAAUUCCUUACAUUUAUUAGUUUAGAUGAAAGUGGACCUUAGCAUGAAAAAUUUGGAAAAUAUUAAGAUCUAAAAUACUUCUUUGGUGGGUGCUAAUUUUGUUAGGUGUAAUUUUAGUGGAUCCUAAUUUCAUAAUGUUAAUAUAAGCGGAAUAAAAAUAAAUGGAGCAUUAUUAUUGAAUUGUUAAUGGAAGAAUUUAAAAAUAAAAGAAUUAAAUAUAUUCCAUGGUCAUACUAGUUAUGUUAACUCAGUCUGUUUCUCUCCUGAUGGAAAUACAUUAGCUUCUGGUAGUGUAGAUUAGUCUAUCCGUCUAUGGGAUGUUUAAACAGGAUAAUAAAAAGCCAAAUUAGAUGGUCACAAUUAGUCAGUUAAUUCAGUAUGUUUCUCUCCAGAUGGAAAUGAAUUAGCUUCUUGUAGUAAUGAUUAUUCAAUCAUAUUAUGGGAUGCUAAAACAAGAAAGAAAAGAGUCAAAAUAUUUGGUCAUACUAGUUUUGUCUAGUCAGUCUGUUUCUCUACUGAUGGAAAUACAUUAGCUUCUGGUAGUAGAGAUAAGUCUAUCCGUUUAUGGGAUGUCAAAACAGGAUUAUAAAAAGCCAAAUUAGAUGGUCAUAGUAAUUGUAUUAACUCAGUAUGUUUCUCUCCUGAUGGAAAUACAUUAGCUUCUGGUAGUAAUGAUAAGUCUAUCCGUCUAUGGGAUGUCAAAACAGGAUUAUAAAAAGCCAAAUUAGAUGGUCAUAGUGAAUGGGUUAUAGUAAAUGGGUCUCAUCAGUCUGUUUCUCUCCUGAUGGUAAUACAUUAGCUUCAUCUAGUGAAGAUAAGUCUAUCCGUCUUUGGGAUGUGUAAAAUGGAAAAGAAAUUUAAUCUGCUGAUAAAAAAUUUAAAGAUAUUCUUGCUAAAUUCAAAGCACCAAUAUUUUCAAAUAAUCCUCUGCCAGGUAUUUCAUUAUUUAUUACCUUUUAGAAUCCAACAAUAUUACAAUUCUAAGAAUAUCUUAAACACCACUAUUCUAAGCGCAAGGAGCAUUAAUCUUGAAAGGAGAAUUUAUCAAUUAUGAGGGAUACGAUCUAAGAUCAUUAUUCAAAUCCUUAGGAAGUUGCAUUUUAGAAGACUUUAAGUAAAAGUGA
Messenger RNA from Paramecium pentaurelia, 1558 nucleotides. NCBI's taxonomy places the organism in Eukaryota, Ciliophora, Oligohymenophorea, Peniculida, Parameciidae. The record is from the annotation of a GenBank genome assembly.